Brassica rapa (field mustard) is the source of this 1079-nucleotide messenger RNA. RefSeq lists its product as uncharacterized. The record is from RefSeq and is a predicted model, not a curated record. NCBI's taxonomy places the organism in Eukaryota, Viridiplantae, Streptophyta, Magnoliopsida, Brassicales, Brassicaceae.
GCCUAUCCUCGCGUCGCGCCUUCUCGUCUUCUUCCAAAUCUAUGUAUCCGCAUAUUCCUCUGCAAAUCCUUUUCUGGCUUCUUUUUUUUAUUGGCUUCUCUCCAAGAAAAUAUGAUUACUGAAACCAUGUUUGCUCUAGUUUAAUCUUCAGUCUCCAUUUCCCCCGAUGGCAUUCCUUGUCCGUUCUCCGGAGAUACCCACCGUCUCAGCAAGAAGCUUCCCCGGUUCGAGUUCGAGUGUGAGACAUGUGUUUAUGAGAAGAAAGGUUACGGUUUCAGCUAGAGAUUUGUCUGGUGUGAAGAAUCAAAAAUCAAGAUUGUACGUGAAGUUCUCAGCUCCGGUGAAAGAAGACUGCGAGAUUAGUACAAAAAAAGAAGAAAAUAAGCAGAACUACUACGUGAACAUGGGUCACGCGGUUCGGUGUCUCAGAGAGGAGCUCCCUUCCUUGUUCUACAAGGAGCCCAACUUUGACAUCUACAGGGAUGAUAUUGUGUUGAGAGACCCUAUCAACACUUUCACGGGAAUUGAUAACUACAAAUCAAUAUUAUGGGCGUUACGUUUCCACGGAAGGAUCUUCUUCAAAGCACUCUGCAUCGACAUUGUUAGUAUUUGGCAACCCACGGAGAACACUCUGAUGAUUCGAUGGACUGUUCACGGUAUCCCUCGUGGUCCUUGGCAGACUCGUGGUCGGUUUGAUGGCACUUCAGAGUAUAAAUUCGAUAAGAACGGGAAGAUUUAUGAACACAAAGUUGAUAAUAUCGCCGUUAACUCACCUCCAAAGUUUCAAAUGCUCAAUGUUAAGGAGCUUGUUGAAGCCAUUAGCUGCGGCACCACACCGAAGCCAACGUAUUUUUCAUCAUCAUGGUUGGAAACAUAUUAGUAUUGUGUAUGUAAUGUAGCUUGUGUAUAUAGAGUUCCUUGUGUGGUUAUAGAUAGAGUUCAAAUACGGGUGGGAGUAGAGUUUGGCGUGUGUAAUAUAGAUGACGAAUAAUGAAAUAAACUCAAUAAAAUGAUGCAUAAAUGAAUAAUAAAUAAACAAAGUAUUGAUAGAUAAGCUUAACUAUCAACUAUUUUUAUUA